AGGCAGGCAGCUGCAGUGGCAUUGCUGUUUGACUGUGUGAGUGUAAAAGACGCAUCGAGGCAACAUGGAUUACUGCAUUGUCUCUGCUGAAGGGCCAGUGGGCAGGCUUGGUGGGUAGAUACGGUAUAGAGAACACACACCCAGGUGCGGUGAGGUGCCUGGAGAUGGAUGCUCUAGGCACGCUGCGAUGCCAGACCCUCCUGACUCGCUGUCCACGCUGUGGUAAAGAUGGACCAGCCUAUUCCACUGUACGGAUCUCCCUCGCUGAGAUGGAGGCUUACCACCACCUCCUGGGGUUGUGUCAGGACACCGAGUCGCCCAUACUAAGAAAUGAGAUCAUGCAGCAGGAGAUCCGGCCCCUGCUGGCUGUGGACAUCAUUGAGCAGCUUCAUCGCCAGUUUGCCUUGCUCUCAGGAGGGCGAGGGAAAGAUGGCGCCCCCAUCAUCGUCUUCCCAGAGUUCUCAGGCUUCAGUGAAGUUCCGGAGGAAGACUUCCUCAACGUUGUUACUUACUUAACCAGCAUACCCAGCCUGGACGCUGCCAGUAUCGGCUUCAUCAUCAUCAUCGACCGGCGGAAGGACAAAUGGAGCUCAGUGAAGGCCUCGCUAUCUCGGAUCGCUGGGGCGUUUCCAGGAAACCUGCAGCUGGUGUUGGUGCUGAGGCCGUCCAGGUUCUUCCAGAGGGCGAUAGCAGACAUUGGGAUCAAGCUGCACAAGGAUGACUUUAAAAUGAAGGUACCGAUUGUGAUGCUGAACUCUCUGUCGGACCUGCACGGCUACGUGGAUAAAGGCCAGCUGACUCGGGAGCUAGGAGGAAGCCUGGAGUACUGUCACAGUCAGUGGAUACACCACCGAACUGCCAUAGAGAACUUUGCCAUGACAGUGAAAACCACAGCCCAGAUGUUACAGACGUUUGGGACAGACCUGGCAGAGACGGAGCUGCCCAAUGACGUCCAGUGCACCAAAGACCUGCUCACAGCACACACCGACAAACACAACAACCUCAAGGAUGAACUGAAGCUGGCAUUGAAGCAGGGCACCACCUUGUUAGGUUGUAUCAAGGAGCAGGCGGCCAAGUCAGAGAACCACAAACUCAACCCGGACGAGCUGGAGAACCAAACCACUGUGGAAAGGCUCCUAGCCCAGCUGGAUGAGACAGAGAACGCCUUUGAACAGUUCUGGUGUAAACACCAUCUGAAACUGGAGCAGUGCCUGCAGCUACGUCACUUUGAACAGGACUUCAGAGAGGUCAAAGUGUCUCUGGACAGUCUGAUGGACAGUCUAACCAGCCUGUUAGAUAUCGGGGAUUGUGUGGCCAGAGUUGAACACCUGCUGAAGGACCUGAAAACACUGGAGGAGAAGGCUCUGCACACGCUAGAGAAGGCCCAGCUCCACGCACUGCACGGCGACCAGCUGAUCCAGAGCAACCACUACGCCGUGGACUCCAUUCGACCCAAAUGUGUGGAGCUCCGGCGGGUCUGCGACGACUUCAGCAACGAGUCCAAGAAAAAGACGGACGUCUUGUCCAAAUCCCUGCAGAUCCACGUGGGCAUCGAUAAGGUAAACCAGUGGUGUGAGUCUGGCAUCUACCUGCUGGCCUCCCAGGCUGUGGAUAAGUGUCAGUCACAGGAGGGAGCAGAGUCGGCACUGACUGACAUCGAACGCUUCCUGGAGUCUGCAGAAAAGAACCAACUGACCGAGCUGAGGAACCUCCACAACCAGUAUGAGGUCGUCCUGUCCGAGGAUAUCAAGGCCAAUGUCCUGAAGGCACUGAAGCGCCUGGAGGACGUCCAGGAGAUGUUUCAGAAGCGGCACGUCAGUCUGAAGAGGCUGUCGGCGAAACAGACGAGGCCCGUCCAGCCCGUCGCCCCGCGGCCUGAGUCCUCUCCCAAACGGCCGCCACUGAAGAACCCCCCCAGGACUACAGGGAGCCAGCAGCCUCUGGCCCGCAGAGCUUCGGAUAACUCCAACAGCGGCAAGCAGCCAGCCGAAGCCGAUCCCAGCAAGAAGAAGAACAUACGCAAGGCCAAAGGAGGCAUCAAGAUUGAGGUGAUGCAUGAGGAAAGCCAAGGAGGCUCCACCCAUGUCGUUGUGACCAAUGAGACAGAGGAGAGUCUGUCCAACAGACGCAGACACAUCAUGACUGAGUUGAUUGAAACAGAGAGGCUAUAUGUGGAGGAGCUGCAAAGUAUCAUGGAGGGUUAUUUUGCAGAGCUGGAUAACUCGGAGCUCAGCCACCUCAUCCCCCCGUCCCUAGAGAACAAAAGGGACGUGCUGUUUGGCAACCUGCCAGAGAUAUAUGAAUUUCACAACAGGACGUUUCUGAGAGAGCUGGAGAACUGUGCAGAGAAACCAGAGCUGGUGGGAACCUGUUUUCUAAAAAGGAAAGAAGAGCUUCAGGUGUAUGAGAAGUACUGUCAGAAUAAACCCCGCUCUGAAGUCCUCUGGAGACAGUGCGGAGACAGCCUCUUCUUUCAGGAAUGCCAGAAGAAACUGGACCACAAACUGUCUCUGGAUGCCUACCUGCUGAAGCCUGUCCAGAGGAUCACCAAAUACCAGCUCAUGCUCAAGGAGAUGUUGAAAUGCAAUAAGGGUGAGGGGACGGCUGAGUUGGAGGAGGCUUUAACCACCAUGUUGGACAUCAUCAAGUCCGUCAACGACUCCAUGCACCAGAUAGCCAUCACUGGCUUUGAGGGAAACCUGAGUGAACUGGGGAAGCUGCUGAUGCAGGGAUCCUUUAAUGUGUGGACUGACCACAAGAGAGGCCACAGCAAGGUGAAGGACUUGGCCCGGUUUAAGCCCAUGCAGAGGCACCUGUUCCUGUACGACAAGAUGAUGCUGUUUUGCAAGAAACGAGAGGAGACCACAGAUGGACAUGAGAGGACCCCGUCCUACAGCUUCAAACACUCGCUCAAGAUGAGUGCUGUGGGGAUCACAGAGAACGUCAAAGGCGACAUCAAGAAGUUUGAGGUGUGGUACAAUGGCAGAGAGGAGGUUUACAUCAUCCAGGCUCCUUCCAUGGAUGUGAAAAAUACGUGGGUGUCAGAGAUUCGUAAAGUUCUUACAGGCCAGCUAGAGGCGUGCAGAGAAGCCAGCCAGCUCAACAGCUACGGGCCCCCCAUGAGGAAUGUGCGUAAGAUGGCGCUGAGACAGUCAGAUUCAUCAAGUCCAGAGUCGGGUUUCAGGAGAAGCAACCCCAGCCCUAAUAUGAGGCAGAAGAGAGUCGAUGCUUCAGCCGGCCAAUCGGCUGCUAAUGCUAGGAAACGCUUCACCUUGCAGGGGCUUUCCAACAGGAGGUCUCUUCAAGCAGAGCCUGCUGCUAAGGAGGCAGAGGUUACCCGCCGCUUCUCUCUCGCCUCCUCUUCCUCCACCUACUCCUCCUUCGCCACGCGACGCGCCAAAGGUCCCCUGUCUGCUAACACAAAGAGCAAGAGACAUGAGAUAAAGAGUGAUCCCACUCCAUUUGGUUAUGAAGAUACUUUGCGCGGUGCUAUGGCUGCAGUCAAGAAACGUCAGAGCAUGACUAGCAGCACUGCGAACGCUGCUGUCGCCACCUCGGCUGUCUCUAGAUCUGCCUCCCAACCAGGCUGGGCCCAGCAGCGUCUCCCCUCCAUGGACACAGAUGACUUUGAGACGAUCCCCUCCAGUGCAGAGGAAUCCUCCAACUCUUCAGAAGAGGAAGGCAACAAUAAAAAUGGUGACAGCGGUCGUUUCCGGGUGCAGCUGACGUACGAGUCUCGUGAAGCGCGAGACCUCUCUCUCGGUACGGGUGACCUGGUCCAGUUUCUGGAGGAAGCGGAGAGCGGACACUGGCUAGUCAAGAACCUUUUAACAGAGGAGACAGGGCUGGUCCCGUCCAGUAUACUGCAGACAGCGUCUGAAGGAGAUAUCUUCAGUGAUCUGUGUACGGCAGCACUCUCCGACUCGGACGACAUUGAAGUCAGUACGUGGGGAGAUGUGUCUCAGGACAGCAGAUAACCUGACUAUUGUAGUUCAUUACGUUGGAGCACAAACAUUUUUGUUGGAUCACAAACACUUUUCAACUUCCCGAACUAAAUACCAACGACUAUUAGUUUUCUACUUGUAGGUCUUCAUGUUGGACUAAGGAAUAUGACCUGCUAUUGUUUUUCAACUGUAGUUUUUUCAUGUCUGACACGUUGAAGCUUCCCAGCGAAGCCUCUGGAAACAGCUGGAACCUAAACAUGCCCGAGUGGCACGGUGGGAAAAGCCAUAUAAGACUUUUUAUUCAAGGAAGUACCAGCUGUCACCUGUGGAGAACUGACGACUGCAUGGGUUGUGGACUGAACUUUACAUCCAAAGUCGGAUGAAUUCAGAUUACGUACUGUAGAAAAUGCAAUCCCUGAGUCGUUGGGCUGAAUAUCUCAAAAACUCAAAUCCCAUUUCUGACUUGGAUAAUCUUAGGGAAAGUGAUAAAUUCUGUUUGCUGGUUUAUGAGCAGGCCUUGGCAAGGUGCCCUGUUUUGCUGCUACACUGCGCUGAAGUAAAACUUCUUUUCAGACCAGGUUCUGCCUCUGCUGCCUCGCUUCAGCUCGCUUCGACUUUUCAGAUUCAAACUACAGACACCUCACAGUAGCUGCAGCCUCCUGGAGAACCUACAAGUUGUCUUACUUGCCUUUCUUCGCCCUGCUUGAGCCCGUCGUUACAUUACAUCUACAUAUCAUCUCAUCGAGCCCAUUCUCACACUUGCAAAUAAUCUGUAUAAGUUGCUUUAAGAGGUUAAGAGAUAUCUCCCUUCCAUAUUUGAAUUUAUAACCCAGUCAUUAUAUAAAAACAACUUAUUUUACAUAUGAUUUAAUCUAUCUGGAAAGAACUUGAAUUAUGUCCUCACAGGUGUUAUACGGAUGAAAUGUUUUGUUUUGGACAGAAACCUUUUACAUGUUUAUAAUUUUUUCGAGAUCCUCUCAUGCUGGGUAUUAGUGACGCAGCUUUUCUUACUGGAAAAUAUCGCAGGUUUGGGCAGGCGGGUCAAAAAGUGACAAAGCAGUGUUCCGAGUAAGUUAUUAAUAACUUACAAGACACAUUGCGUGCAAUAGUACCUUCUCUUCCCCUCUCUCUGUCUCUGAAACUCUCAGAAUUCUUAUUAUGUUUGCUAUAAUGCAUUUAUGUAUGCAUGUAUAGCAAAUAGGGAUGCACCCAUACCCCUUUUUUUUCAGACCGAGUACAAGUACAAGUACUUGCCGAUACCGAGUACCGAUACCGAGUACUUCUCUGUGCCAAAAGACCC
Molecule: messenger RNA, 5244 nt
Organism: Sebastes umbrosus (honeycomb rockfish)
Lineage: Eukaryota; Metazoa; Chordata; Actinopteri; Perciformes; Sebastidae
Gene: mcf2l2
Product: MCF.2 cell line derived transforming sequence-like 2
Exons: 35
Coding region: 165-3977 (1270 amino acids)
Cellular component (GO): cytoplasm
Molecular function (GO): guanyl-nucleotide exchange factor activity; protein binding
Source: RefSeq, a predicted model, not a curated record